Messenger RNA from Recurvomyces mirabilis, 3045 nucleotides. RefSeq lists its product as uncharacterized. Gene Ontology annotation, biological process: glutathione catabolic process; proteolysis. Gene Ontology annotation, molecular function: protein binding; peptidase activity. The record is from RefSeq and is a predicted model, not a curated record. Lineage: Eukaryota; Fungi; Ascomycota; Dothideomycetes; Mycosphaerellales; Teratosphaeriaceae. The transcript has 2 exons. Bases 1 to 3045 code for a protein of 1014 amino acids.
AUGGGCGUACCUGUAGCUCUAGUCCUCGCCUUUGCUUUCCGCUACGAAGCUAUAAGAUGUGUCAAGAUGUUCCGUCAGCGAUGCAGAUGUGAUUACGACUCCGAACAACAGCUCGAUCAAGCGAAAGAAACCAAAGGAGUCAGACAGACGCUGACACCAUACACAACAGCAGCAGCAAGCUCGGAGACAGAUGAGCAGACCGCCAACACUGCUCCGAGCACACUUACUCGACACCCCAGUCAGGAUGUCGGAGAUCGUCAGAACGCGGUACCGGUCCUGUCGCAUAGGCUGAGACACGAUAGCAGUAUCCUGGCCUUGGUAUGUGGAGAGGAGGAAAUCUACGCUGGGACGCAGACGGGAGAGAUCUUGGUGUAUAGUCUCGGCACCUUUGAGCGGAAAGCUGUGGUCGAGGGACAUAGAGGAAGUGUGCUGGGGUUAUGUCUGUAUCAGGACGAGGGGUUGCUAUUCUCUAGUGCUGGAGACAGGAUUGUCAAUGUCUGGAACACGGCCGACUUGUCACGGAAAUGUUGUUUCUACUCAAGCUAUGAUGUCGGCGAUAUCUUCUGUGUGUCCUACUCUACGACACUACAGACGGUGUACCUGGGAGCACAGAACACUACCAUCCAGUGGUGUCGACUGCGCACACCCGAAAGAAGAUCACGACAGGACAUCCAUCCCAGCUUGAGAGACGACCCUUUCUUCGAUUCUGCUGGACCUGGAGGUAUCCGAACGCCGAGACCUGCGGAGGCGGAUGUCACCCCUAGACAUGCUAGAGGUGGCGACACGAUCGAGAUCAACAAGGAUCAUGUGAGGCACUUUGCACAUUAUGGGUAUGUGUACUGUAUGCAGCUCGUCAAGGACGGUAUACCGGAGUCUGCUGGGAAUGAGAUCUUGAUCACUGGUGGUGGCGAUGGAGUGGUCAAGUUAUGGAAGCUGGAUGCUGAUCGUAACGGUGCUAUCGAGGAACUCUAUACUCUGGACGAUGGCCGGGAAGAAGGCCACAGCAUCCUGUCUAUCGCCGUCGACGGCACUUUCUUGUACUCCGGCAGAAGUGGCGGCGAAGUCGAUGUGUGGGACUUAGAAACUCGACAACUCGUCCGCAACCUCAAAGCACACCGUGACGACGUCCUCACGAUCUGCGUCGGAGGCAGCUUCAUGUUCAGCGCCGCCGUCACGGGCUAUGUCCGCAAAUUUGACAGACAAUACCAGCUCAAAUCCCGAUUAAAAGCACACGAUGGCCGUAUUCUCUCCUCAGCCUUUACAUACCACCGUCAACGGCCACUCUAUGUAACAGGCGGCAACGACUGUACAAUCGGCAUCUGGGACAUCAGCGACUGCAUGUCGCCCUCCACAGCCGCCACCCGAACAAGCAAUGAACAACUCUUCGAAGCCCUCCGCAAAUUUGUCUCGUACCGCACCGUCUCCUCGGACCCAAAAUACCAGGUUGAUUGUAGAAGAGGCGCCUCUUACCUCCGCUCCGUCUUCAAGAACUUCGGCGCCACGACCGAGAUGCUCACAACGUCCUCCGGCCACAAUCCGGUAAUCCUAGCCCGUUUCCGCGGUAACCCAGCCACAGCCGACAAACGCAAGAAGAUCAUGUUCUACGGGCACUACGAUGUCGUGGCCGCCGAGAACGCUACAGGCAAGUGGAUGAUCGAUCCUUUUGCCAUGGAGGGACGGGAUGGCUAUCUGUAUGGUCGCGGUACGAGCGAUAACAAGGGGCCGAUCAUGGCGGCGAUAUUCGCGUGCGCUGAACUUACUAGUGAGCAGGCACUUGGAUCGGAUAUCAUUUUUUUGAUUGAAGGGGAGGAGGAGAGCGGGAGUCGAGGUUUUGAGGAAGCUGUGAGAGCCCGCAAAGAAGUGAUUGGGGAUGUGGAUUGGAUUCUAUUGGCUAAUUCUUACUGGCUGGACGACCGGAUCCCGUGUCUGACGUAUGGACUGAGGGGUGUUAUUCAUGCUACGGUGCAGAUUGAGAGCGAGCAUCCGGAUCUGCAUUCGGGUGUAGAUGGAUCGGCUCAGCUCGACGAAUCACUGAAAGAUAUGGUUAUGUUGCUUAGUACACUUUCUGGCAAGGACGGGGUGGUAAGGAUUCCGGGAUUCUAUGAUCCGAUCCCUGCUUUGAGUCGGGAGGAGGCGGCGCUGUAUCGGGAUAUUACGAGUGCGCUGGUGCAGCGGAAUCCAGAUCUUGGCGACCCGAAGGCCCUGGCUACGAGUUUGAUGAGGAGGUGGCGUGACCCUUCACUCACGAUCCACCGUUUUCAGACCUCCGGGCCGAAUAAUGCUACGAUCAUCCCUCGGCUGGCUAAGGCGUCGAUCUCUAUGCGAUUGGUUCCGAAUCAGGAGGCUGCGAAUGUGGCACAGGCUUUAGAGGAAUAUCUGCAUGAUCAAUUCGAGAAGUUGGAGAGUAACAAUAAGCUGACUGUUACUAUCGAUCAUCAAGCGGAGCCCUGGUUGGGUGACUGGACGAACGAGAUUUUCAAGACAUUGGAGGAGGCUAUUAUGGAUGCUUGGGGGCCGAUUGAUCAAUCGGAUCAGCAGCAUAGGAGGAGGAGGAGUAGUACGAGGAAGAGUCGGUCCGGGCCGCUCACGGUGGAUAUACCGGAGGGAAAUGGUGGUGGGUAUUUCGCGGCGAAUGUUAAGCCCAGUCCUACUACGAGUUCUACGCUGGCGGAGGGGAGUGUGGUUACGCCUCUGCUGUUGCCGCUCACUCCGUUGGCCGAGACGACGAAUGGGAAUAUGAGUACGACGGCAAAACCAACAGCGAAGCAUAAGAAGUCCAUGUCAAACGGUGCCUUCACGAACAGCCACCACAACGAGCACGUACAUGAGAUCACGGCCCGCCGCAAGCCUUUGUACAUCCGUGAAGGUGGCUCUAUCCCAGCUAUUAGAUUCCUGGAAAAGGAGUUUGGGGCUCCCGCCGCGCAUUUCCCGUGUGGUCAGGCGAGCGAUUCGGCACAUUUGGACAAUGAGAGGUUGAGGCUUGUGAAUCUGUACAAAAGUAGGGACAUUUUCAAGAGAGUCUUCGGGGAGUUGCCUAUGCGAUGA